AUGGUUGGAUAUCAACUCUCCAGUAAUGAUCUAAUAAGUAUACCGUCCAAGUAUAUUUGUAAGCAGUGUGGCUUUGUACUACGCGAACCUAUGCAAACGCCAUGUGCUCACUUUUACUGCAGAUCCUGUUUGGAAGAUCAUAAAAGGUAAUUAUUGUAUAUUUAAGGUAUAGAUAGAAGAGUGGGUAAGCGGAGAAAAAUUAAUAAAUAAAUAAGUAAUGAAUAAAUAAAUGAAUAAAUACGCCAAUAAGUCUUUCUCUAAUUUUAUCCAAAAAUGCUAUGGAAUUGAACUGACUUAUUUCUAUAAACAGGGCAUCCAGUCAGAAUGAUGGGUUUAAGUUUAAGUAAAGUCAUGUGCACCGGUCUUAACGCUCUUCAGGCCGCUGGAUUAGAGCUGGAGACUGACCGACCUGUUCACUUGUCUGCCAUUGGACAGUUCAUCCGUAAAUCGGAUUAGACCAAAGCUAUGAACUUUGAACGGUCAAAAUAAGGACGCUUGAAGAAUUCGAAUGGUUUUAUUUUUGAACCGGCACCAUUUUCCUGCGAAAAUCGUCGGAGCAUUUCUUCAGUGCAAGAAAUGUACUUUUGCAUCGCCUCCUUCCUUGCCCUCCUCGUCAAAUUAUUUCUGCGCCAUUAAUUUUUGCAGCGGGGACGAGACUUAUAAAUGUAAAGAUGACGGUGAAGAGUUUAACCUGUCUGAGGUAAGAUACUGAGUUGUAUGUGAUCAGCAUGGGAACCAUCGCGUUAUGCUACUAUAGCCUACGAGCUGCCAAGCAAACAUUUACUGCAAUUGUAAAAGUAUGUUUAAAAAAAAAAAAAAAAAAAAAAAUUAGGAAAUUUUAACCAAAAAAAAAUUAAAAAUAAAAAGUGGAGGGGAAAAGUUUAACCUGUCUGAGGAAAAAAACUGUGUUGUAUGGUAUCAGCAGGGGAACCCUCGGGUUUUUCUAUUAUAGCCUACAAGGGCCCAAAAAAAAAUUUAAUGCAAUUGAAAAAAUAUAUUUAAAAAAAAAAAAAAAAAAAAAAAAUUCGGUAAUUUUAGCCUAUCAGGAAUUCAUAACUAGCUGGGCCCCCACCACGGGCUACAUAAUUCCAUACCGUAGAGAGAUGCUCAAUUUUGUUUUUCUGAUAGGAGCCAAUAAAAAUAACAUUGAUAAUGAUGAUGAUGACGUGGUGAAGGUGGUGGUGAUGUCAAUUAAUGCACUAGAGGAAAAAAAAAAAAUCACCUGUUGAAUUAAGAUACCCAACUGAUUUUUUUGUAGGUAUUUUAUGAUCGCUGGGUUAGGAACGAAAUCCGGGACCUAACCGUCCACUGUCUAUAUAAGGACCACGGUUGUGAAUGGGAAGGGAAGAUAACUGCUCUGGAGGUGAGUGACGGAUUAAAGUUUUUGAGAUGAAAAUUUACUUCUUGAAAGCCAGCUCUAUGUCUUUGAUACGUUCCUCCUUGGUUUUGAUAAGUAUAUGCAGCCUACGAAUUCAGCACCUCUCGUCACUCCCCGUCAUAGGGGACGUUUCGUGAGAGAAACGAAAAAUACUUAAAUACUAAGGUUUCUGAAAAUAUCAAGACGUUGGCUAACUCGUUAAUAACCUGUGACUCACAAUAGUGGUGAUUUUCAUGAUGACGUUAUGUAUUUUCAAAGAAGGAACUGGAAACACCCCCUAUCUUGAAUCUCCCAUUUUAAAUUAAUCAAAAGUAUUUCAAUCAUUACACUGAAAACCUGUAUAAAAAUUGCGGUAAUCGUCAUAUAAAAUUUGACUGUCUUUGAAAGGAUGCUUAGGAAGCGAGCAAUCUGCAAGUUGUAGAAAAGGAGAGAAAUGAACAGUGCUGGAAUUUGAAUCAAACAUCUACCAUUUAAUCAUUUUAACAUUCAUUUUUUUUUUCUCGAUUUAGUAACGCAGAGGCCUGAAUUUCAUUAACAGUUAUAAUACAUUUCAUAUAUAUAAUAAUGUUUAUACUUAAUUAAAAUAAAGUGUAAUAUAAGAAUUCAUGAGUGAAAACAAAAAUAAAACCUUUUUUUUUAUAAAAAUGCAAAUUUUCCGAAAAAUAUGGCUGCCAAUAAUCGGUUGUCAUGCUAUGUUGAUGGACACUUCACAAUGAAUUAAAAAUUUCGUUUCCCAUUUGAAUUUAAGGAAAAGUCAGCCGGCUACUUAACAAUGGUUCAAUGAUGGUUACUUUAAUUCUUACUCCAUUUUUGUUUGAUUAAUCACUAGGAACACUCUUCCGGUUGUGAUUUUGUAGAGAUACCUUGUUUGUUUGAAGAGUGUCAAACAAAAGUACUGAAGUUAAGAUUAGCUGAACAUCUGAAAAACGAAUGCAGCCAACGGAGUGUGCACUGUGAGCACUGCAAAGAGGAAAUGCCUUUUGCUAAACUAGAGGUAAUUUUCCCAAAUUAAUUAAAUAGACAGGAUAUUACGUCGUGAGUCCUGAAUGAAGUAUAAAGGAAUGGCAUCCUACAAUACAACCAGUGAUCGGGAACGGAGGAAUGUGAUGAGCCUGGGUGUGUGGGAGGGGGGGGGGAGGGGGGUGGAGGACUCCGCCGCAUAUGAAAGGCGUGUGGAUGCUCUUCGGAAAUUUUGAGUGAAACCCCUACAGGAAACCGAUCUGGGCGUGGCCCAAGCUUUUUUUGAUCCCUAAAAGAGACCAUGUUAAAACACAGACAAAUGAGAAAACUUGGAUUAUAUGAAUGGAGUAAAUAAAACAAAUAAAAAAUACAAAUAUAUAAAUUAUAUAAAAAUAUAAAAAAGCGCACGUUGGGAUUUGCUCUGGAAGUGCCGAUUUAUACUACCGCAAAACGGGUCUUGUGGGAUUUACUCUGGUUUUAGGCUUUAAAUGUGGGGAUUCGCUCUGCUGCUCGUUCCCCACUACUUUCAUAUGCGGAGUCUCCCCCCCUGGGUGAUGAGAUAUUUUUGAUGUAUGAAAUGCAAAAUAAACUUUCACUGAUAACUGCUAUUUCAAUGUGGUCUACAUGCGCGCAACCCAAAUGUCUAGUCGGCAACCUUUGUCAGUUUAAGCGGUGGGCCAAACGUCGACUUUUAAUGAGACAAACAAUCUCUAAUUUGGGUCGACCUAAAUUAAGUUAAGAUCGUCUGUUGGGUCAGACGUCGAACUUAGGACGCGUCGAAGCAAUCAACCGAAUCAGACCAUAAAGCAAUUUUAGCUCAGUUUUUAAUGAACUGUCUCCCAAACAAGGCUAAAUAUAUAUUAUCACACAAAUUUGUAAUUUAUUAGUUUAGUUCGUCGCAUGUGAAAAUCGACGUUUGUCCCGGAGAUGAUCUUCUGACGUACUGUCCGCCUGAAACAGAAGGACAGAGCGUGUUGGACGAUCCAAACUCCUUCAGACGAACUUAACUGAACCAGACGUGGAACUUUUCAUGAACAUAAUUCACUAAGGCCUACGCCAAACGUCGAACUUUUCCGGAGACCAAAGGCCAAACUCAAGCUUUAUAGUGAAUUAAAUUCAUCAAAAUUUCGACGUCUGGCUCAGUUAAGUUCGUCUGAAUGAGUUUGGAUAUCCAACACGUUCUAUCCGUCUGCUUCAGACGGAAAGAACGUCUGAAGCUCGUCUCCGGGACAAACGUCGAUCUACCAAUAAACUAAUAAAUGAAAAAUUUGUAUGAUAAUGUAUAUUGAACCGUGUUCGGGAGAAAACUUUUUAAAAUUGCUUUUUGGUCUGAUUCAGUUGAUGCAUGUGUUCGACGCGUCCUAAGCUCGACGUAUGUCCCCACAGACGAUCUUAACUUAAUUUGGGUCGACCCAAAUUUUUACAGAGUUUGGUUCGUUUCAUGAACAGUUCGACGUUUGCCUAGGCCUGUGACACUUCGUCAGUUGGUUGGGGUAUUAAAGCCGUGAUAUCCCGCUCUGCAGAUCAUCACUCUGUCGAACUUGCAAAACUUUCUGUGAGUAAAAAUGUCAUGCUUUUUUUUUCACCUUAGUUUUUUAAUUUCCCUUGCAAAAAGUCAUAAGUUAAUUCAACUCAAUCGCAAUUGAUCGGAACAAGAUCCGUUUUAACUUAUUGUUUAGGACUUAACUGUUUGUUUGUUUGUUUGUUUUCUUACAGGAUCAUGUUGCCAACGAUUGCCAAUCAUUUGCCAUUGACUGCACUCUUUGCGACAAGAAAGGGAUUCCUCGAGGGAAGCUAAAAGAUCAUCAGGAUGCAGAAUUUGGAGACUGUGAGGGCACCAAAGCAGCCUGCCCAUUUGGAUUACUUGGCUGUGAAGCAAGAGAGGUAAUGUGCAAGGAUCAGACUGCGUUCAGUAUUUGUUUUUUUUUCUUCCAAGUUUUAGUCUUGUAAGUGAUUGAAUCAGUGAAGCAUUAAUUUUCCCAACAUAACAACUAUGCGAUUGAGAGGACAUUUUCCAUGCCGUUCGAGACCUACAAAAAUCAAGAUUAUUUAUAAACAAUAAGUCACUAAAAAUUAAAACAAACAAACAAAAAUGAAGCAACUUAAUGAAAACAAUAGUGGGAUAUUUAACCCUCUAACUUUUUUAGCGGUUAAUUGUAUUUGGUAUUUGCUCUUUCUACCUUAUUCAAACCUCUCAGCUGGUGAGCACAGAUUCAAGAAAGUCACUCAGUGACGGUCUGUUUCUGCUAAUCUUCUAGUUUUUGCUUUUUUAAAAAAAUAUAAAACUUUGCCAUUUCUGUGCAUUCUGGCUCUUUGCAGGAGUUAAGACGAACUGAAAGGAGACGUCACGAACAAACCUUGGUAUCGUAUCACCUGGCACUUCUGUUUCGAUUUGUACUUACGUUAAGAGACCAAGUUGGUUGCUAUGUUAAUGAGAUAAGUCCUUUAAGAGAAGGCGUCACAGUCGUAGAUCGACUGAAAUCAACAGUCGGUCAGCUUCUGUCCCAAGUUACAGCGGUGGUUCGGGAAAAUGGGAAUAUCCAAGAGGAAGUCGAUGGCUUGAGAACGCAACUGGCGCGAAUGGAAGAAAACCUAGUGGAGCCAGAUUCUGCUGCUAUUGGACCGGGACGCUCCCUGAAAGUACAGUAUCAGCAAAUAACAGCAAUGCUAGCUGAUUUUAAGCGUCAGCUAAGCAACAUGGAAGCAAAGUUUGAAAACCACGAACUGCUGCUCUCUGAAGCAAAUCGCUACAUUGAAGAACAAAACCAAGAGAUUACUAGGCUGAAGCGACAAGCGGAAAUGGACAGAGAGCAAUUAAACCGGGCACAGGCCAAAGUAAUAUCUAUGGAGGAAAGUUUGAAAAGACAAGGGAAUACACCACCUGAGGCUGGUAUUCAAAAUUCGCGGAGAGAUCAAGAACCAAAUAGCUUUGAUGGUACUCUUCUAUGGAGGAUAAAUAAUAUUUCGGCGAAAAUGUAUGAUUCAUUUAACGAACCCGAGAAGUCCUUUUACAGUCCGCCUUUCUACACAAGUCGUCAUUCAAGGGAAUACACCACCUGAGGCUGGUAUUCAAAAUUCGCGGAGAGAUCAAGAACCAAAUAGCUUUGAUGGUACUCUUCUAUGGAGGAUAAAUAAUAUUUCGGCGAAAACGUAUGAUUCAUUUAACGAACCCGAGAAGUCCUUUUACAGUCCGCCUUUCUACACAAGUCGUCAUGGAUACAAAAUGUGCGCACGGAUUUACUUGAAUGGUGAUGGAAUGGGAAAGGGAACACACAUUUCGCUGUUUUUCGUGCUCAUGCGUGGUGAGUAUGAUCCGUUACUUCGCUGGCCAUUCAGACAAAAGGUCACCUUCAUGUUGUUGGACCAAGACAAUGUGGAGCACGUAAUUGAUGCCUUUAGGCCGGAUCCAAAUAGUUCGUCCUUCCAAAGACCAAGGAGGGAGACGAACAUCGCCAGUGGAUGCCCCCUGUUCCUGCCGCUUGCGAACUUAAACAACCACGCUUAUAUCAAGGAUGAUGCGAUGUUCAUAAAGGUCAUAGUUGACUGCUUUGACCUGUAA
Porites evermanni is the source of this 5897-nucleotide messenger RNA. NCBI's taxonomy places the organism in Eukaryota, Metazoa, Cnidaria, Anthozoa, Scleractinia, Poritidae. The record is from the annotation of a GenBank genome assembly.